Hippoglossus stenolepis (Pacific halibut) is the source of this 2461-nucleotide messenger RNA. Its product is annotated as alpha-1A adrenergic receptor. The record is from RefSeq and is a predicted model, not a curated record. Gene Ontology annotation, molecular function: alpha1-adrenergic receptor activity. The transcript is spliced from 5 exons. Gene Ontology annotation, biological process: phospholipase C-activating G protein-coupled receptor signaling pathway; adenylate cyclase-activating adrenergic receptor signaling pathway; cell-cell signaling. Gene Ontology annotation, cellular component: membrane. NCBI's taxonomy places the organism in Eukaryota, Metazoa, Chordata, Actinopteri, Pleuronectiformes, Pleuronectidae. Bases 343 to 1704 code for a protein of 453 amino acids.
UUGGACACUUGGACCAUAAAAGGACACGGUUCUCUGACCGGCUCCUCACUCACACUUGACCCGAGGAGGAGCUCUCUUUGCCGGCUGCGGAUCGUGUGUGAGCCCGGACCUCCACCUGCUGCUGUCCCGAGCCGGACAGGAGCGCUGUUCUCCGGCAGAGCGGACGGACCUCACCGCGGACAGGACGCGGUUCUUCACACGUGCAGACGUCUUUGUUUAUUUAAUUUUUUGUGGGUUUUUAUUGAAAAUGUCAGAUUUUAAAUGUUUCGAGGUUCUGAGGAGAGCGACGGAGAGAAGAGGGUGAACAGGCUGAACGGUACCGGGUCCGGGUAAACAGUCAGCAUGAGUCUGUGGACUAACGACUCCUCCGCGGACCUUCACCCCGGGACGCUGCCCCCUCUGCCGGACUCCAACCUCACCUCGAACCGCAGCGACGGCUCCGAGCCCCGCGCCGCCCCGCUGGACCUGAGCCGGGCGGUGCCGGUGGGCAUGGUGCUGGCCUCCUUCAUCCUGUUCGCCAUCGUCGGGAACGUGCUCGUGAUCCUGUCGGUGGUUUGUAACCGACACCUGCGGAUCCCCACCAACUACUUCAUCAUCAACCUGGCCAUCGCGGACCUGCUGCUGGGGACCACCGUGCUGCCGGUGUCCGCCACCCUGGAGGUUUUAGAUUCCUGGGUGUUUGGUCGGAUCUUCUGUGACAUCUGGGCGGCGGUGGACGUCCUGUGCUGCACGGCGUCCAUCAUGUCCCUGUGCGCCAUCUCCAUCGAUCGUUACAUCGGUGUUCGAUACCCGCUGCAGUACCCAAUGAUCGUCACAGAGAAGCGGGCGCUGCUCGCCAUGCUGGGCGUGUGGAUCCUCUCCAUCGUCAUCUCCAUCGGGCCGUUGCUGGGCUGGAAGCAGCCGCCAUCACAGGAUGACUCAAAGUGUCAGAUCACUGAGGAGCCGUUCUACACCCUCUUCUCCUCGCUCGGCUCCUUCUACAUCCCCCUGGCUGUCAUCCUCGCCAUGUACUGCCGCGUCUACAUCGUGGCCAAGCGCACCACCAAGAACCUGGAGGCCGGCGUGAUGAAGGAGCGUCAGGAGGACUCCAACGAGCUCACGAUGAGGAUCCACUGCAGGAACCAGCAGAACCACGAGCUCUGUCCCGGAGCCUCGGCCGGACGCAGCACGCUGUCCGUCAAACUGCUCAAGUUCUCCAGAGAGAAGAAAGCAGCCAAGACGCUGGGCGUGGUGGUCGGCAUGUUCAUCCUCUGCUGGCUGCCCUUCUUCCUCGUCCUGCCCAUCGGGUCGUUCAACAGCAGCCUGCGUCCUCCUGAAACCUUCUUUAAAGUUAUUUUCUGGUUGGGAUACUUCAACAGCUGUUUGAACCCGAUCAUCUACCCCUGCUACAGCCGUGAGUUCAAACAGGCCUUCAUCCGGAUCCUCCGCUGCCGCUGGAAGAGGAAGCGUCAGGGCUGGCAGGCGUACUACAACUACCGCAGCAAUCAGGGCUCCAACACCUCGUCCUUUCUGAACGGCAGCCAGCAGACGCUGUCCUCCGUCAGCCCCAGUCCUCGCUGCGUCGCCUCCAGGCUCCGCCCACCGCCCUGGCCCUCCUCCCCCAACCGAGACCGCCUCCCCGGGUCGGCGGGGGGAGGACGGGCAGGCCCUGUGGCCCCGCUUGCUAAGGAGGCUGGGAGGGCAGGGCAGGUGAUCAAACUGUGACAGAGCAGGAAGGUGGAGACUGACUCUCCUGCUUCCUCAGGAUCAGAACGCACAGUCGCUGCUGACAUCACCGGUUGCUCCCUCGACUCAGGUGCGAGGACUGUUCCCGCCUCUGGAUGACACACCUGAGAGAGGGCGGGGCUUCUCACCCAGCUCAGCUGCUGACAAACAUCACGUCACAACUUCCUGCAGGUUUCUGAUUAGUUCAGUGAUCAGUGUAUCGAUCAGUCCACUGCUCCUCACGAAGCUUCCACCUGCACUGAACUCACAGCAGUAAGAUAAAGAACACUACAAUAUAAAGAACUUUUAUCAAAACAACUUUGAUGAGAAUUUAACAAUAAAUCAUCAGCAUGUUCAAAUCGAAAUCUGAGAGACAAGAUUCUAAAAUUUUAAAUAUUAGAAAAAUAUCAACUAGCUGAGUGAAUUAAGUACAACAAUAAACCUCAUCAAAUUAAAGAUAAAUGAUCUUAAAAUUACUGUGAACAUAUUGGAUUUAUUUACUUCUUGUAACGUUAUUUUCUGUCUUAAUUAUUAAACCCAUCCUAAAAUAUGUUGCCAAAAUUCAAAAGAAUUAAAACGAUUAUUGAAAAACUUUCAACAGCAACUUGACUUAACUAGCGUUAGCUUGAUGAUUAGCUCAAACAAUCAUCUUCUUUCCUCUGGUUUCUCUGUUUUUAUUUGUUUAAAGUGUUUAAUGUUUAUUUAAAUGUUUAGUGAUCAUUAUUAUUAUUAUUAAAACAACAGGCCAGUUUUUGAA